GAUCUAGACAAUGCGGCUUAUCUUCGUACUGCAUUUUGCAAAACCUGUUAGAUACAGAAUAACUAAGUAGGUUACACACAAUAUAAUACUUUUUACAUGGUUUAUGGAUAUGAUGUUUCAUUCCAAUCAAAAGAUUGUCAAUUUAUCAGUCACUUGGUCAAUCAAGUUUACCGAAAUGUGACCAACAAAAUUAUAAACUUAUUAGAAGUAUGUGUAGAGCAUAUGUUCGUAAUCAUCUUAUGAAGUAUAGAUAUACAUAUAAAUACGAUCCAUCAUAAUAAUUGUUACAGAUCUACAGAACUACAGAUUCCUUUUUCCAGAUUACAGUGACAAUAUUUACGAACAUGUGCUUCAAAAACAAAAACAAUAAGACAAGAAAACAUGGAAUCAAAACAAGAUAACGACUACAUUACCUGCCCCAAACGAAAAAAGGAAACAUUUUCAGAUUUAAAAAUACAUUCAGACAAGGGAGAUUAUUUUGCCCCUGCAACUGAAAUCUACGGAACAGUCGGUAAACCGAGACCUAUAUGUGAGAAUAAAAGCAACACAGUUAUUCGUGAUUUUCAUAAAAAGACUAAGAUAGAAAAAGUGCCGGAAAACACUAACGCCUACCAAAUCCAUAACAAAAUCUGCCAUAUACUGCUUAAACCAAUGGAUAUAUACUUUUAUGACACCAAAAACAAGUGUUACUAUAGCAGCUUUAACCCCAUUCUUGCGGCAAAUAGCUGCUAUACGUAUUCUGGUGCGGAUGUUAAUCGUUUACUGAUCUUUAUAGAAUACACAAAUAAAACUAUAGAACGCUUAUUCAGAGAAUUAAGUAAAAUUAAAAGUACUCCUGAUUUAAGUGCAGUUAUUUUAGUCAUCAAUCGCAAAAAAGUAAAAGAACUAUUCAAAAUUAACAAAGGAAAGAUGAAAAUAAAUCUUAAAAGUGGUUACUUUAAUUACAAGACUAGAGACACGUCCUUAUAUUUUAGUAAUGUAACAAACAAUCAUUUUGAUAUCAAAAUAAAAAAUCAUUGUGUUGGAUUAAAAAUAUCAAUUCGCAAAUUUACAGGAACUCUAUUGGAAACUCUAACGGCCGUGUGUAACAUGGCUCGUUGCUUCUUCCCUACUGUUGAAAUAAAAGUACCAUCCGUUGUUGGACGCAACUGGUAUUUUUGGGAUGUCAUUCAAGGAAUUUUACUGAAAAUACUCUUAAAAAAUGCUAACGUAAACAGUUUAAACAUUGCGAGCCAGUUAUAUUUUGUGUUGAUCACAGACGCUAUCCCAUAUUUGAGCAUAGAAAUUAACUUAAUAUUGAAAAAAGGAGUAUACAUAACAUAUGCAACAUACUCGUCAAAACAUUUUAUAUCAAAUGUGGCGGAAUGGAAUUACUUACACAAAUAUAUUUUAAGAAAAUCUAUAUCAUGCGGCAAUUGGCAUAUUAUGAACAAAUUAUAUGAAAAGCCACGUGAGUCAUUAAAAGCAAUAACAUAUCACACAAAAUCUACAGCAAGUGACUACCAAGUAGAUACUUCAUUGCAUUACAAAGAAUCAACUGAAAGUUUCGACAGAAAAACUUACAUUCGGUACAGCAAUACAGACAUAAUAUUAUACAGCCUAAGUCAUUCAGAUAUUGCAGAUUUUUUUUCUAUAAACCAAAGUGUUGGAACUUCAUUCACUUUUCCUACAAACGGAAUUAUAUUCAAUGAAUAUCGACCAACCGAAACGAAAAGUGCGAGUACAAUCUGCGACAUUGAAGUAAAUAUCUCUUUGUUGAGCUGCAGUAAAUUAUUUUUGAGAACAUUGUUCAACGACUUGAAAAUAAUGAAUUACUGUCUCAAUGUGCAUAGUCAGCAUGACUUCAUACAUAAAACUUUGUUUGAAGCUGUGCCUGCAGCAACAUACACAAAAUUUGUUCAUGAAUAUUGGAAGCAGUUUAAAAAUCAAAAACUAUAUACGAAUCUUCUUAAAUGUCUUACGCAAAACUUAAUAUAUACGUUUUUAAGUUCUAAAAUAUAAAUAAA
Spodoptera litura is the source of this 2006-nucleotide messenger RNA. RefSeq lists its product as uncharacterized. The record is from RefSeq and is a predicted model, not a curated record. NCBI's taxonomy places the organism in Eukaryota, Metazoa, Arthropoda, Insecta, Lepidoptera, Noctuidae.